AUGCACAGAAGCAAGUGUACCUUGGUGGAAUCACUUCCACAAGAAGUUGUAAACAAGGAUCUGUUACAAGCGGUAGAAAAAGUGUACAAACCCCUGCUAGUGCUGAUGAAGUGCUUCGGGUUAUAUUUUGAUGACGAACCUAUAAGUGGCCUGGCGCAGACACCUCAUUGCUCCAGAAGUAAGGGUUGUAAAUCUCGCUUUUACUGUGGCAUUGGAGUUGCUGGUUUGUGGUUUAAUGUCGCAAUGCCUUUAGUGGGUGUCUUUUACGACUCUGAUGAUCUUUUUCUUCUCUUGGUGUUUGUAUUAUGGUCUCUUUUGGCUGCCCUUAACGGGACAAUCUGUUUGAUUGUGUUGCCUUUGAGGAAAAAAAGGGAAUCUCGCUUUAAAAAUUUCCUCCUAAAGCUCGUCACUAUUCGCACUGGAAGUAUAGAUUUUAAAAUAGUGAGAUCUAAAGCAAAGAAUUUUUUGAUAAUGUUUUUGGUCUUCUUUGCAUUUUCUCUAGUCAGUGCGGUGACUCUUUAUAAAAUAGAAAAUAUGAGCUUCGCAAACUAUAAACCGUGGCAGGCAUGGUAUGGAUUUAGAGUAGUAGGGUUACUCAUUCUUAUUUUGGGCUGUGGUUUUUGGUUGCUGCCAGUUAUAUUUUUCUGUAUUUCUUGCUUGGUCAUUGAAACACUUUUCGACGACCUUUAUGCAAAAAUGCCAGCCAUGGAGAUGACAGAAUUGAAGGCAAGACAUCAAAGAUUAUGUGAAGUGGUUGAGCUUGCUGACUGUAUGUUUUCUCAUCUCCUCAUCGUUAUCGUCGGGUUGAGCAUCGCGCUUAUUUGUUUCUAUUUCUACCACAUUGUCAACUUCGUUCAGAUCGGUAGUUACAUUUCUAUCUUUGUGACUAGCUUCUGGAUUCUGUCAACGAUGGUUCUUUUAGCAGUUAUAAUGGUCUUUGGAUCAAGAGUCAACGAAAAGGUAAGCAAUCGAAUUGGCGCAUCAACAAAUAUGAUCAAAAUGGUCGGGGAUUUGUACUGAAUUAAAUAUCUGUCGCGCCCUAAGUAAAUAAUUGUGAAUUCAUUCGUCAGGGGCCAUAUAAAACUGGAUUUUUUUAACCCUUUGGAAUAAGCUUUACUCAGGCUUGCAGACAAAUGUUUCAAACUAAGCAACGAAAUGAAAUUACUCAAAGAUUGUAACCUGUCUUUUUUUUUUCUUUCUUUUUUUUUUCUUUUUGGAAACAGAUUCAUUAUGCAGGAAAAAGUUGUCAAUUGCAUUUAUAAUUUAUAAUAUUUAGAGUAAGGCAAACCUGAAAGCUGAGUUCUCAUAAGAAAAAAUAAAUUAAGUGGUACCACGAUUAAAGUAAAGGCACUGCAAUUCACUAUACACUAAAAUAACUGCUAAAGAUAGAAGACAUGCAAAAACGAUGCAAAACAAAUUUUCAAGCGAUCAACAAUUUAGACCGCUAAAAUUACACUACUGAGGUUUUACUAAAUUUUAUCUGAUAGUUGUGUAUACUUGUUACAGCUUCAUACCCAGGUUGCCCAAGGAAAUUGAAUUAAUACAUGUAAACACGCACGCACGUGCAAAUUUCGCAUUACCUUUCGGGUUUCCUAGUGAUCGAUUUGUAGAUUAUAUAUAUAAAUUUGCAAAAUACAAAGGAUUUUUAAUUACGAUUUUUUUGAAAACCUUCAUGGAGACACCUGCUUGUCGCUUAGGAAGGGUAAGAAACUAAUAAAAUAUAAAGUAAUCAUUUAGAACAUUUUUGAUUUUUUAUUACUGUAUUUUUUUUUUUUUUUUUUUACCUAGGACGUCAAAAACCUGCACCACUAUUUUUUUAAUAACUCUACCAAAACUCGGUCAUUUCUUUCUCUUUUUUUUUCUUAAAAACCAUUCCACCCGUCUUUUUUAUACAAAGAAAUUUUUCGUUUACCCUUUUCAGAGAUGAAAUAAUAUGUUUUAUAAAGGCUGGUUGUCAUUCAAGAGACUCAUUGGCUGCGUCCAGUUCACAGUUUAUCUUUGUAAGUCAAUCUUUCCGUCUCAAAGGGAUUCUACCCAAAUUGUAAAUUAGGCCAAUUUUUGUGUUCAGAAUAAUUAUGUUUCUUUUGCAAAAUAGGACGACAAACCGGGCUUGUAAACUACCAUUUAGAUUAUACAUCAUAAUAUCUGAUACUCAGUAACCUUUAGUAUCAGUUGUGCUUUUUGUUUCUUCUGGUGAAAAGACCAAGGAAGUUGAACAUUUCUCGCUAUGAAUGACCAAUUUGUUGUCUACAAAUACUGCCCUUUGCGUGUUGCGUAUUUUUAAUGCGGCUAAUUGUGCCCUAGACUUAAUAAACUACAGCAAAGUUACGAGUCUGUCUCUAAAAAAAAUCGACAAAACUUAUACCUUAUACGUUAUUUCUUUUCGGCGAGAAUGAACAAUGAACACAGGCGCAUAUCACACGCCACGCUUACCUUACUUUUUACCGGCACCCACUAAAACUGGGUAUUCCUUAAAACCUUCCUCGUUCCAUUUGCGACCAGAAAAUUAAUUUAAGCUUGUGCCUUCUGUAUAUUAAACAAGAGGCCAUUGAAAACAUCUCUCUGUCUCAAAUCUACUUUUAAUACAGUUCAUGACAUGCAACAAGAUAGAAUAAUCUCUCUUGCAUGAAAUAAUCAAGGAUGACUUUACAACAAAACUAAAACCAGACAAAAACUGCAGUUAAUAAUUACUCAGGCUCAUUUUGGAUGCAGCCUAUUAAAGCGAGUGAGCAUGUUUAACUUUCGUUUUCAUUGGAUCCAUUCCUCAACCCAAAAACCAAAGAAACAAACCAGCUUUGAAUGAUAAUAAUAAUAAUAAUAAUAAUAAUCUUGAAAGCAGCUGUAUUUCAUUUUGUCGUGCGGCAUAGACUAAAAAUUUGAAAUGUUAAAAUAUUUUUCCUAUAGUGCGCCGUAAGAGCCGGCAUGAACUAUUAAACGCAGACAUCGCGGAUACGACACUUUCCUCGACGAAAAACCAAAUAAACAAUUAAGUUUGACAAACAGAAAAAAAGAAACUUGGCAGCAGUUGUAUGUCAUUUUGUGGCGCCAGUAAAAGAACACGAUAAUUUUAAAACUUAACUGAAAAGAAAAAUAGGCUUCAGUUGUCCGCAAGUCUGUCGGCAAACAACAGACUUGUCGCGGGGGAGAGGGGUGGGGGGGAGGAACUAGUUAUUUCCGGACUGUGACCAAAAGCGUGACGGGGCAAAAAGCAAAGCAAACAAGUUUUUGAACUCUACAAUAAAAAUGCGUCGCAGAUUUCCCGCCAAGAAAAUGUGGCAUACUCCCCUCCCAGACGAGCUAACUUCCGACUGAGUGUACGGACCGGCGUACGCUGACGUCAAAACCAGAAUUUCUCGGAUAAACAGAUUACCAAUUUUUUUUUACGCAAUGGGGCUCCGCUUCGCGCGCGCGUAAAGCUCUGCUAUUGAUUAACUAUUAACUUUUUCACUUCUCUGGCCUUUGCAAUUAAAAUCUUACCCAUUGACCCCCGCCCCCCCACCCCCCCUAAAAAAAAACAAACAAACAAACGAACGAACAAACAGAAAGAAAGAGCAACAAAAUGGCAACAAAAAAUAAUAAUAAUAAAACCUUUACCCAGACGCUUAAUUUUCGAUCUGUUGUCAUAAAGCCUCUAGUCCUCCGCUCGUUGGCUAUUUUAAAAUCACGCUAACUGGCUAAUGAUCCCAGGAAUCUUAGUUUUAACCACAAAACGAAAAGACCAUCAAUUUCAAAUUGUAAAGUAAAUGAGGCACUAUUUAUAAGAUUUCUUUGAUUGCUUCCAAUUAUCCAGGUGCAAGGUGUUGAACAGAUUUUGAAGAAAUACCCUGUUUCAACGGAAGAGCCAGGAAAGGUAACGUUCUGUCCCGCGUAAUCAUCCAAGAAUGCUAAAAGAAUUAGUGUUUAAUACAGAAGUAAAACACCAGUAUAUAAAAGAAAAGGAAACAAGGACAAACAAAACCAAAAUACAUAAUACAAGCGAAGACUUGGAAAAAUGUCAUAUGUAGAUAAUACCACAAAUAAACUUUAGGGAGUAUGUAAAUACGAUGUAAAGAAUUAUACAGAUCUCUGAAGCUGUUGGCUUCCGGUCGAUACGUUUUGUGUGUUUGUAUUUUAUUAUUUACCACACAUAACACGAUUACAAUUACAAAAAGAUGCAAAAAAUGUAGGAACAAAUGGCAAGGAUACCUAGCGGAAACUUUUCAAUUACACUUUUUCAAAGAUGGCAUAAAAAUUACGGCGAAGUUUACAAAUGUUACAAAUUAAAGAGCUUUUCCCAAGAUUCUAUCAUCAUUUCAUUUCAUUUCAUUUCAUCCGUUCAGUUUAUAUCAGAAAUUCAGCCUUUGGAGGGGUGGGGCUGUGGCGGUGGGGGGGCGGUGUAUUCACUGGCGAAUAAAGUGCUUGGCUACUGCGUUGGAAAACGACGCUGCUGGGGCAAUAAUAAUAUAUUUUAUUAUAUUAGGUUUUUAAUAACUAAUUUGAGAAAUAGAUAAUGCUAAAGAAAAAAACAUGAAAUUAAAAUGAUUAAAAGGCAGAUAUUAGGUUCAGUUGUCAACAAUGUUGAUUUCUCUUAAAAUUUUACAACUGUUGGAAUCUAUUUAUUUAUUUAUUUAUCACUUAGUUUUGUUUCAAUCUUUAGCAUCCUUUUAUUCACAGAUCAUAAACUACCUCAAUUUAUACGGGUUUUAAGUUAAAUAGAAUACAUUUAAUUUAUUAAAAAAGGCAGAUCAAAAUGGCGGAUGGUCCCUUUUCCUUCUUCUCUGUUUCUGGAAUUAAUUCAGUUAAAAAGCAAAUUGGACAAAGAUCUGGAAUUUCCUCAUUUAAACUAAACUUGCUUCAUCGACUACUUUUAAUUUGUUUUCUUUUUAGAUAAUGUUUAUGCUGUUACUAUUGAAUCUUCAAGGACAACAAAAAGGACUUUCACUCGGCGGAGUCACUGUUAUCAAUAAAUCCCUUUCAUUAACGGUAAAUAUUGCCUUUCUAUUCAUAUAAUUAUGAUAAUAUUUUGAAAACGAUAUCGAGGUUUGAUACUUUAACCAGCUCGGUGUAGGCGCCGUUACACACAACAUAGUAAAUAACAAUUUCCAUCAUAUAUAAAGCCACGCUAAAUUUAACUCAGACCCCCUUUACACGGGUCAAGACACACUAUAUAGAGCUUCCAUUUUAAACCUUAAAAUAAUUUGAUCAAAAAGGGUUAGCUUUUUCAGGUCUUUAUUCGGUGCCACAUAUUAUUUAUACGACGAAGUCACGGUUCGAGGUUGUCCGCUAUAGUGAGAAGUGAUUCCAUUUGCUUUUCUUGAAAUGGAUGGAUGAAAAUUGAUCACUCUUUUUGAUAUAAAAAUCAUGUCUAGUGACACAAAUCAUCAGAUCGUUUUUUUUAAAUUUCCGUGUAGAAUGAAAUCUUUAAUUGAUCGAAGUUAGACGUAGAGCUCACAAUAAACCCAUUAAUACUCUUUCAGAAGUAGUAUAGGAGGAAUGUUUUACUCCGGAUUUUUGCGCAGGAAUUUCAUUAACUUGCGCAGGAAUAAAUUAACGCCCAUGAUGUCAUGACCUUUUGUCUUUAUCUCAUGAGUAAAAUGCGCAUGAAUCUUAUUAAGAUAAGGUCGUGUGCUGUUUUUAGUUGGUUUAGGUUUUCUAGUUACUUUAAGGUCGAUAAACGUCUUCGUUUUCGAUUGGUUAGUUAAAAAAUAAGAAACGUUUUCAUUGGUUAAUCCAUAGUGUCUGAGGAGUGAAGUCAAACUUGUCUGUGACUUAAAAUCACUGAGACGUAACGUAAUUCUGCAAGUCCUAUUUUCUGCUGCUGGGAUUGUGCUAGUUCCGGUUCACUGACUUUUGGCGGGCAAAUCGUGCAUAUUAAUGAGGACAAAGACAAACUAGUUUUUUUUUUUAGCACGAAAUACAAUGUUUUACUUACCCCACACCCCUCUUAUUCUUCCUUUUUGAUUUUACUCUUUAUUUUUAAUUUUCAUCCACGACCACAUCUACCGUACAUCGACCCCACAUCGACCCUACAUGGACCCCACACUGACCCUACCCCCACCUUUUUUUUCCACCACUACAUUUCUAUUGUUUUCCACCACCACCACCACCACCACCACAUUUCUAUUGUUUUCCCUCCACCACCACCACCGCCGCCACCACAUUUCUAUUGUUUUCCCUCCACCACCACCACCACCACUACCACAUUUCUAUUGUUUUCUCUCCACCACCACCACCACCACUACCAGCACAUUUCUAUUGUUUUCCCUCCACCACCGCCACCACAUUUUUAUUGUUUCCCUUCUUGAGUUUGGCCUUUUAGGCCUGAUUUUGGCCUCUUUGGCCUUUUGAGGGAAACAAUAGAAAUGUGGUGGUGGUGGUGGAGGGAAGACAAUAGAAAUGUGGUGGUGGUGGUGGUGGUGGUGGAGGGAAAACAAUAAAAAUGUGGUGGUGGUGGUGGUGGUGGAGAGAAACAAUAGAAAUGUGGUGGUGGUGCUGGUGGUGGUGGUGGAGGGAAAACAAUAGAAAUGUGGUGGUGGUGGAAAACAAUCGAAACGUAGUGGUGAAAAAAAAAGGUCGGGGUAGGGUCAGUGUGGGAUCAAUGUAGGGUCGAUGUGGGGUCGAUGUACGGUAGAUGUGGUCGUGGAUGAAAAUUAAAAAUAAAGAGUAAAUUCAAAAGGGGAAAAUAAAUCAAUUGCUGAAGAAUAAGAGGGGUGUGGGGUAAGUAAAACAUUGUAUUUCGUGCUAAAAAAGAGCUAGUUUGUCUUUGCCCUCAUUAAUAUGCACUAUUUGCCCGCCAAAAGUCAGUGAACCGGAACUAGCACAAUCCCAGCAGCAGGAAAUAGGACUUGCAGAAUUACGUUACGUCUCAGUGAUUUUAAGUCACAGACAAGUUUGACUUCACUCCUCAGACACUAUGAAUUAACCAAUGAAAACGUUUCUUAUUUUGUAACUAACCAAUCGAAAACGAAGACGUUUAUCGACCUUAAAGUAACUAGAAAACCUAGACCAACUAAAAACAGCACACGACCUUAUCUUAAUAAGAUUCAUGCACAUUUUACUCAUGAGAUAAAGACAAAAGGUUAUGACGUCAUGGGCGUUAAUUUAUUCCUGCGCAAGUUAAUGAAAUUCCUGCGCAAAAAUCCGAAGUAAAACAUCCCUCCUAUACUACUUUCAGGCUUGGUUCAUGCCGGGGGACGUUUAAGAAAUUUAUGAACUAUCGAUCACGCGGCAACCGACUGAACCGUAUGACCGUACGAUUCUCUCCCUGCUCGUAAAGUGUCUUUUCAUCGGUCGGGGAAAACAUUAACACAACAUUGCUCAUCAUUAUUUCAAUUGUCUUAAGUUAGGGUAGCAAACCAUUUGGCUUUGAGGGUUAGAAGAGCUGCUAGAUGACAUCUCUCCUCGGAAUGAAGACAAACAAUAUGGCCGCCAAAUACAUCCUUUUAGUUUUUAAAAUUCCCCUUUAUAGACCUUUCCCGCAUUCCUCUCCAGUGAGCAAGCAUGAACAAAUGAGGUCGAGGCUUGGGUGGACAAUUUCAUACAAAUCACUGUAUUUUGUCCACCCGAGUCUCGCGCUGGUGCCUUUGUUUACAGGAAUGCGGGAAAGGUCUAUUAAUAAUCGUUGAACAUUUUGACAAACAAACAGUUAAGUUGAAAAAGGAUUUAACAAAAGACUCAAGAGUAGGUCUCCUUUUUUACUUUAUCUUGCAAUAUCGGUGAAUUUACGCAGCUUUUAAACUUCUGGCUCAGUUUUCGUUUGGUUCUGCUUUGAAAAUGAAACAAAAAUUACCCAGAGACAAUACAGUGUAAAGAAUUGUUCAGAAAAACAGCAAAAACUUGCCAAUUUAUGACAAAAAAAGUACUUUAAAAACGAACUAAAACAUUCAAAAUGCUUUGAUCACGUGACUGAUGACGCCAUGUCCCUUUUUUGGUAAUGAAAAAAAAUUAUCAUGUAGAACAUUACUUUCCUGUAAAUUUUCUCUGCCGUGUAAUAAAAGGUUGACUCUCGGCCCUGGGCCUAGUCUUCCGAUUUUUUCGCUCAUGUUCAUUACCCCCUUAAAUUUUUAAUAGCGGACGUCAAAUGGUUAUUUUUAAAUGCCCCACACAACUAAAGCCUGAAAUAUGCUAUUUGUUUUCAAGUCGUUAAUGACAUCUUGUCACAGCAACAAAAAAACCUAAUUCGAAAAUAUUCACGACACUGAUGGCGUUAUUACCUUAGGAGAUAUUUUAUGGCAAACGUUAUCUUGUUAUGGUGUGACAGUCUUCUACGUAUAAAAUUGUCAAAGUUAAAAAGCUUUUUAAAAAAUUGCCUCUAAGGAUUCUGAGAGAUUUUUUAUGAUAGUUAUUAUUAUUUCAUCUGUUUUUUUUUUUUUUUUUCAGGUCGCUGGACUCAUUGUUUCCUACCUAGCAGUGAUCAUGUCAAUGCCAAAAUAAAACUCACAAUCAUGAAAUCACUGGAACAGUAACAACCCAACAGGAGUCAAGCACAAUACUAGACAUUCUUGAUAAUAAAUACUAAAAGGAAAAAAAAGCCAGAAACAAAAAAAAAGGAAAAGUCAAAUAGAUUGAAAUUACCUGGCAAAUAACAUAAAAAUAUAUAUACGCCUUCCUUUUCUUUUCUGUCCCCUUUUUUUGUUAUUAUUAUUAUUCUUUUAUUUUAUUCUCUAUUAUAUUAUUUUAUUUCACUUUAUUUUAUCUAUGACAAUUUUAUUGCAGUAAAAUGCAUGUAUCUAUCAAUUAAAAUAAGAUACCAAAAAAGAAAAUCACACACACACACGUACUCGUGAAAUCGGAGGAUAUUCUUGUGAAAUUUUAUGCUUUGACAUGAUGUGUAAGGAGUUGAAGACUUAAGUGAUAAAUUUUCUAUAGCACGUGCUUUGCAUUGUAAAAUAGUAGGCAUUGUAGUUUACUGCAGGAAUAGAAAAUGCGAUACAUUUAAGUCGCAAAAAGCGUAUUAUCAUUAUUCCUUCCAAAAUAUUAAACCACUGCAUCGUGCUGCCGACAGCCCAAUGUACCCCCAAGCAAAUCACGAACGAGCAUUUUCGUGCUUUCUAUUUCCAAACUCAGUUCUCUAUUAGGAAGCCGCAACAUAAAAAGUUAGAAACAGUAUUCCUAUGCCCAAAUAAAGCCGAAAAGAAUCAAAUUGAAUUAACCUUUUUAAUGGAAGACUAAAACAAUAACUCAAUGUAGUAUGUAGUUUUCAAUUGCUCUUCUGAUUUUGUAUAAUGGUCCCUCAGGGGAGCGGGGGGGGGGGGAGGGGGGUGGAGAAAGGGGUCAUUGGUGGCAAUUCACUGAUUAUAGGUAAUUAACACCAGCCAAUGACGCCUUUAGAACUUUAAAGAAAGAGAAAAUGACAGUACAAAAAAGAAUCACUAUAAAUCUUGGAGGAUAAAUUGUAACUUGACACUGGGAAAGACACAAGAUACCUUAGUCUACAUAAUACGUGAUUUAAUGUAGCAAACGGAAUAAGAUUUGGCAAGGAUUUUGUUCCGAAUAACAAGAUACACUCUAGAGCUACAUACUUGACAUAACCAGAUUAACCUUCACAUUAAACACAAGUUAGAUUGGGAGUUUUUUCUCCAUCAAAGGAACAUUGUCUUCAAAAUCACGGCAAUUACCUACCUAAGCCAGAACUACAGAAAAGAGUCUGUACCUUGGAGGAGUCUAAUCAAUUACAAGAAAAAAAAAACUGUAAACGAGGACAUACAACAAGCGGUUGACAAAGUAUAGAAGCCGCUUCUGAUGCUGAUGAAGUGUUUUGGGUUAUAUUUUGAGGAGGUACCUAUCAGUAGGGUGACACAAACAUCCUCUUUCUCCAAAAACAAAAACUAUAUCAGAUUCUAUUAGUUUUACUGUGGAAUUUGUCUAUGUAUCACUCUUCUUUGUUAAAGUUUCUAACACGUUGUAAAUUUCGCUCAGGAAGGAAGAUACGUAACUCUUUUAUAACCAAGUUCUGGAUUUUUCUAACAGCGGCUCUUUUAGCAGUACAGGGUGUCCCAAAAGUUCGUUCCUCUACUUUAUAAGACUGUAAUGUAGUCCGAUUGGACUUGGUAAGCAAAUUGCUUAAACAAAAGUUGUGUUUCAUUAUGUAUUUUAAUAUUUUAUACUUGGUGUGCUAUCUUGUGACUCUAAUAUUCGAUCUGUGUACUUCGCGCCAAAGGUGCGCGUGCGCGAGUACAUUUUGCCGCCAGAUAUUUUUCGUGUUCUGUAGCCCAAUUUGCUCAAACUCUUUCCAUGUGUUUUGUGAAUAUCAUGAAAGAAAAAACUCUCUAAACGCAAAAACGUUACGCUACAUGAGAGCAUAAGCAUGUUUACUUCGAUUUACCGGCUUAUCAGUAGAAAUAACUGCUAAAAACUGGAAAAAUCCGAAUGUCGGGUUGGUAAAAUGGUCAUCGAGGAAUGAAGGUUUUGAAGACAAAAAAAGAAGAGAAAGAUUGAUAGUUCUGAAUAAAACGGCUAAAAUAGUUUUGAAGAAGGUUAGAUAUAAAAGAGACUACUCAGGGAGAUAGCUCUCACGAUAGUUUGCAGUUUCAUGAAAAGCGAAGGUUAGAGGCCCCAGAGAUAACAAGAAAACCUCUGCUUAGUCUGCUAAACCCCAUCAGCUCGUCUCAAAUUUGUAAAGAUAAACAAAAGCGUUACUCUGGAUAGGGGCUGGGAUAAUUACCUUUUUUGGAUGAAUGCUUAAGGUAUAUUUUUUUCAGCUGCCUUAACUAAAAAAAUGUUGUUUGGGGGGUCGAAGUGGAGAAGUAGCCCCCGCGUACCAGGUUAUAAAAAGCCUCAAAAUAGAUUAUAAGUGGCUCUACAUGCUAUAUCCCUGUCCAUGCCGCAACGGCUACAGAAUGUGAUAAAAAAACAAAGGCGGAAUGCUGGUUAUUGAAAUUCUGAAUACAUGUCCUCGAUAAAGCAAUAAACAUCUGUUAGAAAUUUCAUGCAAGAAUAAAGCUUUGAUCAAAAGUUGUAGCACAUGAAAUUAGAGGAACGAACUCUUAGGACACCCUGUAAUAUCUGUGUUCGGAUCAAGAGUCAACGAAAGUGUAUGUGAUCGAAUUAAUUACUGAAAACCAGUAACAACAACUGCGAUGAUUAAAAUAUUAAGAAAGAAGUGGCUAAGGCUUGAGCACAAUUGUAAAUGGUCUCAGAAAACCCUCAAAAAAUGGGUAAAAUCAUGAUUGUUGGGUAAAACACAGGUAUUGCAAAUUAAUAUGGUAAGUAAUUGAACACUUUUGGACAAAUUAAUACUUGUCAUGAAUAGUUUCAAAACCAUCUAAAGCUAUGGCCGCUAAUCUUAGCGAUUUUUCCUAAAAUGCAUCUGGAACAUCUCGAAAUAUUUGUUACUUGCACGUCGACAUUUACCUUAAAAUUACCUCAGUAAUCGCCAAUCAAAUAUUACGCAAAGAUUCCCUUGAUUUAUAAGGUUUUAUGUAAACUAAGUGCAUUUAAUUAAGUAGAAAUGGCAGAACCAAGGUGGUGUACUGUUCGAUCUAGGCCGCUCUUUUGUUAUGUUGAUGUCAUUGCUAUUGUAAAACUUUCUAAAUGUGUUGAUAAACUCCAUAAUUUAUCAUUGGACAAGUUACUAUUGAUUGUAAGUGUGCUACCAAAUGUGCAGACAAUAUCGUAGUCAUCAUUUCUAACAAAAUUGUGCAAUCACAACGUAAUGACGUGAUGCUACUAUGACGACAUUUCAGUUCAUUUAUUAAUCGAACCAAAUGGUCCUUAUAGUAAAAGAAGGAACUCGAACCAUAAAUUUCCUUAACAGAAGAAUGUGAAAUGAACUCUAACUUUUAUUUGGUCACUUGAAAUUCGAAUGUGGCUUAAGUUAGUGGCGGAGCACCGCCCGCGCAAGCGGAACCCCGUAGCCACAAAAUGUCAAAAAAAAAAAUGGUUGUCUAUAAGUCCCGGAAAAUUUGGUAGUCACGUGACCGUAUGCCCCGGCGUCCGCCCGUACACUCUUUGGGGGUGGUACUACGUAAACUCCUCAAGGGUGACGGGAAUCCAAGACAUGCAGCUUCCGUUUGUCUUAGCGAAAGAUUAUCAAGGUGGUGGAAAUUCACCUAGAGGCAGCCAAUGGAGUUUUUCUAGCGCAGAUCUUGAAUUUCGUUUGUUCAACUUAAAACAAAAAACUUUGAAAGAUAUGUUGUUAGGAUGUGCUUUAACCUUGCUCACGUUUUUGGUCACCGUUAUGCUUGCUGCUGCGAAAAUUAAAAUAUUAUUAAAUAUUAAAAUAUCGUAUUUUUCAAUUCUAAGGUAAAGUUAAAUUAAUUAUAGGGUAUAUCUUUAUUUCUAUGACAACUAUGCUGUGUUGAUAAAGAGAAAAACAAAAAUAUAUAAAUAAACAGAGAAAGCCAGAGCGAUUUCAAUUAAAAUUUACUUUUAAUACCUCUAUUCACAGCAAGCAUAAGGAAAUGAAGACUUCAAUGUAAUGAAUUCCUUUUGUGAACCCUAGGGGAGAUUUAAAUUAUUGAGCUGUUAAAAAACUUUUAACAUUUAGAAAAUAUAAUUUUUUUUCGUUAAAUUGGUCAUCACCAAGUCUUAGGCUGAAAUCGAAGUAGCUUUUAUAAAUACAAAAGGAAAUCUGCCGAUCUUCUUCAAGCUGGAGUCGUUGAAAUGACCGAUAGGUGAAUAAUAACGUAAAGAACCUUCAAUGAAUUAAAAACAGGGACAAAAUUAAUUAAAAAUUAAAAUCUUUUGGUUUCCGUCCUGCAAAGCAUAAAGAAAACACGAUUCAAUUAUUUUCCUCGGAUCUGUUGAGGCUUUUCUCAAGCGAAAUCAUGUCAUUUCCAGUAGAACCUGAACGACAUCAGCAAUCCAAUCCCAGAAAUUUUCUCGCGCCAAAUCCAGGGCCUAACCCCGAUAUAAGCCCUGCAAUAUUGUUUGAGUCAUUUCAAAAUGAAGAAGUUAACCAGGAACUGCUACAAGCGGUAGAAGCAACAUACAGACCGCUCCUAAAGUUGAUGAAGGUCUUUGGGUUAUAUUUUGAGGAUGUGUCUUUAAGACGUGUAGGACAAAACUCUUCCCCCCAAUCUACAAGUUUCAAACACAAGGGUUACAUCUCAAGAAUUUACUGUGGCUUUGUGAUUACUGGUUUGUGGUUUCAUGUUGUUGUUCCUUUGGUGAGUGUCUUUCUUGAACCUAGACCCUAUCUCUUCCUGUUGUUCGUAAUAUGGCAUCUUUUAGCUGCCCUCGUAGCUACGAUCUGCUUGAUUGUACUUCCUUUAAGGCGAACGAGCAACUCUCGUUUUCAAAUCUUUCUCUCUAAAGUCAUUAAAAUCAAGACAAACACUGUAAACCUUAAAAAGGCAAAAGCCAAAGGACGGAAUCACUUGAUUCUAUUUUCUUGCUUUUUUGUAUGUUCUAUUGCUGGUACGAUAGUAAUGGAUAAAGUUGUGAAUAUUAACAUUGCAAACCAUAAACCAUGGUAUGCAUGGUAUGGGUUUAGGAUAACGGCGGUGGCCUCUAUCAUCAUUGGCUGUGGUAUUUGGGUGCUACCACUUAUUUUUUUCUGCCUCUCAUGCUUAAUCAUGGAAGCUCUUUUCGAUGACCUCUACACACAAAUGCCAGUUAUGGAAUUUACAGAGCUGAAGAAAAGGCUUAAGAAGCUUUGCGAAGUGGUUGAGCUGGCUGACCGCAUGUUUUCGCCCAUUUUUUUCGUCACCGUUGGUCUGUAUAUCACAAUCAUGUGUUUCAAUUUCUACCACAUUGUCAAUUUACCUCAGGAAAAUCGCUUUACGUUUCUUUCUGUUACCUUGUUCUGGGUCUUGGUUACAGCUGCACUUUUGGCAAUAAUUAUGGUGUUCGGAUCAACAAUCAACGAAAAGGUACGCAAACAACUGAUGAUGGCUUAUACAUAUACGAGUGAUGUAGUUUCUUUCAUUAAAAGAAUAAUAAAUUGAGUUUGUUCACUCCAUUGAGGUUCAACGGCCUCUAAGUGCAUGUUAAAUUUAAAGACAUAAUGGAGAUAAUGUAACAGUAAGUGAUAUUUCUAGGCUACGGUAACUGAAUAUGUAAUUGCUUUCUUCAACCUGAACGGGACUGGGUUCUUACAGGGUGCCUCAAGCUUAUCACAUAGGCAAAACAUGUAGCGACGCUCAGUUUCAGAGGAGAAAUGUUAACCUAAUGUUUUCACUACCCCGCAUGAUAAUGAAUAAAAUUAAUAUUAUUAGUAAUAGUUUUAAUAAUUCAAGAUCACAAGCAAGCUGAAAUUUUCCAGUUUUCGAAGGAAUGAAUGUCGAUCGAUGUAAGAUCCCAAAGUCCCCUCGCCAGGGACUUGCAACCCGUUAGGGUUGACACAAAUAUGUCAGUUUUGAUAGACGUACGUAUUACAUGUGAAAAGUUCUUAUUUCCUCUAGUUUGUUUUAACAACAUAAUGUCGGAGAGAUUCAUUUAUAUUUUGCGUGGUUUUGUAAUAAAACAAUUAUUACAAUCGCCCUUGUUUAAUACGAGUUUAUUAUCAACCAUCUCGGUGCAUCUAUCAUCUAGUAUCGAAUGUGCGCUCGAGGAAUAACUGUUAAUUAUUCAUGACUGACUUUGGGCGGACAGCGGCACAACAGAUGAACUGAUUUGCCCUUCUUUUUAUGGUUUUCGUAUUACCAACGUAGCUAUGUAAGUUAAACUCGAAAUUUAAUUCAGGAAAAUAAAUUCAACUAAAGGUCGGAGUGGGUCUGAAACUUGGAAAUGAUGGAUUGUGUUUCCAUGACUUGACUUACCAGUUACGCUUUUUCUGUUAUACUUAACGUACUGAUAUUUUUUACACAGGUAGAAGGUAUUCAACAGGUUCUGCAAACAUUACCUGUUGCAAGCGAGGAGCCAGGGAAGGUAAAGAUAUAUAAUUGCUUGAGCCUUCAGUACCCCAUAACCACACACACAAAAGGUGCUAAACUACACUCUUGCUUAUAUAUAUAAAUGUAUUUUAAAAUACUUAAUGACUGGUGCCGAGGGAAAGAGUUAAUUUUGCUUCCCGAUAAUCCCACAAUCUCGAGAAACAUUGAGAUUCGAGUUUAGCUGUCGUCGGUCAACAUUCGCGGGAAACAGUGCACUGUUACCCUCUGACGUCAUAGAUUUUUCACUGUUGCCCGCGCAGUGAUUUUGGCGCGAAAACGUUUCAAUGGGAGCGCGUGCUGUUGAGAAAAGAAUUCCAGCAAAAUAACAAAAGAAUAGAUGGUUUUCACAGUGAAGUCAUCAAAUUGUAAAGUCAAAAUAGCGAGGUUUUACGAAUUCUUAUUUACACUAGGCUGAAGAUAAACAAAAAGUUAAUCUUUGUACAAGUUUUCAGUCCCAUAGCAUGUUUCAUUUCGAAAAUACAGCAAUUUGAUUUUUCACAGUGCGUGACACCAAAAUAGGAAUGCUGUCUCGUUGAAAAAAAGUCUCUCCUCUUGAUUUUCAGCAGUAUAACCAUUUCAAGUAUUAGAAGAUAUGUUUAUGCGCACGUAGGCUAGUUCUCUAGUGAAAAGAAGGAGCUUUUAUACAACAAGUGAACUCCAGAUGUUUUUGUUGAUUUUCGGCGGCCAUAUUGGUGCACCAAAACUGUGCACCAAUAUGGCGUCUCCAUACAAAGCUCUACAAAGAUGCGUGAAACGUUUCGGCAAAUAACUCAGAAACUGUGGGCCAAAAAGACCUGAGACUCGGAUAAAUUGUUUAAGUAUUAGUCUUUUAUAACAUAUCAUUUUUUUGGCUUCUUUCACUGGACCGUUUUCAAUCUAUUUUUUUGUUGCGUGACAGUGAAAACGAUCUAUAUAUUUUAUAAGAAUAUCGAGGCUGAUAUUUGCAAAAUUUUAAAACUCAAGGCUGAGAUUUUGAAAAGGAUAUAAAUAUUUUGUCUGUUGAAAAUCUGUUAACACAAUACAAUAAUAUUAUUCAUUUUUCUAAACUUCAAUACUAGUCACCAAAACGAAAAAAUCUGCUUUGAUUGCAAUUAAUAGCGGGGCUCCCGCGCGCGCGAAGCGCGCGUGGGACAGAGCCCCAUACCCAUGGAAUAUGGUCAACCUCUUUUCGUUUGGUUGUCACGUGAUUGACCGAGCGUACGUACGUACGUACGUACGUACGUACGUACGCGUCUACAGAUUGUAUGGGUGGGGUAGGGGAGACUAUCAAAAGGAAGGGAGGGGUGUCUCAGGCGUGUCUUGGCAAGCCCACAUCUUUAAUAUAGGACAUUAACAAUAUGGUCAAUUGACAGCUGUCCAAACAGGAUAGCCACUGACCAGUAUCCCAUGUCCAUAUCGCGGGCUCAUGUGUCAACUCAUCGAGGUGACGUGAUUUAUUUGGAAGCUGUGCGCUGACCAGUUAACUGUUUUACUAGAUCGCGAACAACGUUCAAUCUCAUACUUUUACUAGUUUGGGAGCACAGGAAAACUGAUAAUGCACACAUAUUGGACAUCAAUGUUUUGAUCAAUUGACAGCUGUCAAAACAGAGUACCCGCUGACCAGUAUCACUUGACCGUAUCGCGGGCUCAGGUGUCGACCCCUCGAGGUCAAGUAUUUUUUGAAGUUAUCCGCUGACAAGUAAACUAGUUUUCAAGUGAUCGCAGGCUCAAGUUCAAUUUUUUUUCUUAAUUCAUAUGAAAUAUGUUGUGUUUAUGUGCUGCACAAUUAAAAUUUUGAUUGCAAACUGACCUCGGACGUGAAAAUUCAGCCAGCUGUUACAGGCAGGGAAGACAGUUGCUUUUGUUUUUUCUCACAAUGGUCACGCGUUGGUCACGCUCUACGUCCAAUUUUUAUGCUCUGAUUGGUCAAAAUUUGACAUGUGAGUUCAUGCGCAAAAUUUAUGCAGCGUCUUGAAUCUUGUUUACUUUAACAGCUGAAGCUGACAGAGUUUUGUGUCAACUUGUGAUGUUUUUAACUGUCUUUUUCCACUGGAUGUACAAAAUGAAAUUCAGCUGCUAUCAGGAGUCUUCUGUUACUCAUGGCUAGUUUAUUUAUUGGGUUUUUGGCUGAGAAAACGUCGCUUGUCAAAGUCGGAAAUCCGAUUUCGGAUGGCAUCGUUUUCGUUUUCACCUUGCUUGAUGCGUAAGAGGAUUGCAAAGUCUGAAGCGAUACUGGCUUUACCUGAUAACUUUCAGGAGCUGCAUCUCGAAUGGUAAGCCAGAGAAAUUAUUGUAUUUCAUGUUUGUUUUUUGUAUCUAAUUUAAUGAAGUGGAGCGUAGUUUAUGCGGGAAUUUAGUUUAUGCGCGUUUGUAAGUUUUGAGACAACGAUCUCACCGAGUAUCUGGUUUGAUAUAAUCUUACAGAACUUUAAAAAGCCUUUAGACAGUUUCUCACCGCAAAUAGAAAGAAAAUGUUCCAAAGAAUCUUUAGUUAUAAUUCUAGCCGGAAAAGAAAGCUUUGAGCGAUUUUCUUGCCUCGAGUUCGUCUUUGAAAAAACAAACACCGGGAAGCUGGCUUAAAACAUAAACUUCAGCAAACUUAAGCUUGAAGCUUGAAGACUCAGGAUAUUUAGGGACACUUUAAUACUUGUCUUCCUGAAUGGAAAUUGUUGUCUCUAAUUAUGUUUCACCGAAUUAUAUUUCUUUUAUUGAUUGUUGGUAGUCUCUCUUGCAAUUUUAAUCGCUAUGCCGAUUGUUUUCAGUCGUUCAGUGAACAUCGCUUGCAGGAGUUCUCAAAAUGCCGCGCGUUAAACCAUCAAAUAAAAAAUAAACAUGAUAAAUUCUUUAUUAUCUUGGAGCGUAACUCUGUUAAUGUUCAUUCAAACACUCGCUACAGCUCGCACUACAAAAGUGAGAACCGGAUGGCCGUAUUGGUGAUUUUGGAAAAUUUUUUUAACAGUUUAUGAAUAUUGAAUGAGAGCAAUUUGUAUUGUGAAAUACUGCUUUCUGUCCAUGGUAUAAAAGGUUGGUUUACACGCACCCAGAUUUGUUGGCAAGAUUUUGCAAAGUAAACUUGUCGAACGCCAAAACGUUGGCCUGAUUUUUUUUCUAAGCCUAAUUGAUCUACGGUGAUCAAUAGCCAUUACGGCUCUUAAAUGUGAUAAAAGAUGAUUACCAGUUUUUGAGUGUACAUAUGAGGCUAUCAACUCGAUGUAAGAUUUGGUUCACUCUUGGGCUGUUUGCAAAUUAUUUUUCUCUAAAAUCAGGUAGCCUUUCCCUCAAAAGUCACAUAAAUGUGCUCUAAAGUUAACUGAAUUGUGGAAUUCGAAUACAAGUUUAUUGUUUAAUUUAAAUUAUAAAUUUACUAAUGGGAGCCUCGCUUUUAGCCCUGGCUAAAUCUAUAUAUUAUCUUAAUAUAUUUUAGAACGGAAAGAAUAAUGCAAGAAUAUUUUCAGCCUAAAAUCAGUAGAAAAACAAGAAUAUUCAGACUGGGCCGGAAAAACAACAUUCUUAAAAAAAGACAGAGUGUAACAUCGUCACAUUUCAAAGUCAACUCAAAACUAAAAUUAAUUGUAUAUCAAAGACAGAAAAACAGGUGAAGAAAGGAAAUAAGACUUCCCUAUUUAUCUUAAGAGGUUGCCAGUUGAAAAACGGUCUUUUUUGGCAUUGGGAAGCUAGUCUUUUAUGUUAAACAACAAAUUGUAUUUUAUCAUCAUCACCACCGCUAUCGCCAUCGCCAUCGCCAUCAUCACCAUCAUUAUUUAUAGAAGGUUUUAUUCAUCACUUAGCUGCCAUUUUUCCCCUGACCUCUUGUUUUCGUUUGUCUUUAUGUUCAGAUCGAAUGUAAUUGUCAUUUUUUUCUUCUUUCAGAUACUUAUGUUAAUUCUGUUGAUUAUGAAUCUCCAAGGGCAACCCAGGGGACUUUCAAUCGGUGGCCUCACAAUUAUUAACAAAUCUCUUUCGUUAACGGUAAAUAUGAUAUGA
Porites lobata is the source of this 18758-nucleotide messenger RNA. NCBI's taxonomy places the organism in Eukaryota, Metazoa, Cnidaria, Anthozoa, Scleractinia, Poritidae. The record is from the annotation of a GenBank genome assembly.